Columba livia (rock pigeon) is the source of this 1461-nucleotide messenger RNA. RefSeq lists its product as uncharacterized. The coding region runs from base 368 to 1414 and encodes 348 amino acids. Lineage: Eukaryota; Metazoa; Chordata; Aves; Columbiformes; Columbidae. The record is from RefSeq and is a predicted model, not a curated record. The transcript is spliced from 3 exons. Gene Ontology annotation, cellular component: cytoplasm.
AAGAUGGGAUGGGGGGCAAAUAUUGGGAUAGUACUGGCCCCAAAAGCCAUGAGGGCUUGUUCCCUGUGGGGAGAGGGGCACAGAGACAAGGAAUCCUGCAGGACACCCCCGAGGAGCAGGACCCUCCAUCCCACCACAUUUUCCAGCGCUGGGGGUCAGCCAGGCCCGCAGCAGCCGCAGCUGAGCAAGACAGCCCAGAGCCCCCCACUGCACUCCUGCCAGCCCCAUGGGAGCAGCAGCUCAGCCCUCUGCUGCUGCCCAGGGCAUCCCAAGCGUCCUGCAGCGCUGAGCCUGGACACGCUGCUGUGGCCCAGGCUGCCCUGCUGACAGAGCGCUCUCUCGAGGGACUGCCCUGGACUUGUGGGACAUGAUGAUCUCCACACCCCGGCCUCUGAAGAAGAUCUUAAAAGACUCGCGCAGAAGACUCCUGGUCAUAGACUCCAUGUUUCCCGAAGGCGUCAUCAGUGGGUCAGAAAGACCUGACAUGGCAAGAAAAAUACAGUCCCUCCUGCCACAAGUCGUGGGGUUGCUCGACUACAGCAACACAGAAAUGAAAAGGAAAGUCCUGACAUUCUUCUGCAGCGUGAUGGGACACCUGAAGAGGGAAGAGGCUAGACCCACUGUCGAGCAGCUGGAGGAAAAGCUCCUGCCCCUCUUUGAUGAUGAGUCCAGCCAGCUCCGAGAGCUCUCCAUCUGUCUCUUCAGAGAGCGGGUGCAGUCAGUGAUGGCGCACGACAAGACGAGGAUUAAGAGCUACGUGCACCGUGCACUGCUCCCCCUCUUCUUUCGUUUGAACGAUCAGAGCAACAACGUGGCCAAGGUACAGAUUUCCACGCUGAGCACUGAGGCAGAGAGGGGUGUGCUGACAGCACACAGGUGGCCUGGGCACCAGGGGACAGGGCUGCUGGCAACUGGCAGCCUCCUCCAGCCCAUAGGAAGGGUCCUUACAGACCCAGCACGAGUAGCGGUAGAGAAGCUGCCAUGGCCAUUUCCACCACCUGCCAUAACUGGUCUCACAGGGCUCAGCAGCAGCCUGUGGCCACCGAGGCCUGAACAGGUGCAUCCCUACGGGCUCCUCAGCUGUCCCUGCAGGUGCUGGGUCUCGAGCUUUGAGCCUCAGUCCCUGUCCCCCAGGGCUGUGCCCAAGAGAGCCCCAGAUGUUUGGGCCAGGGCAUGUCGCUGCCCCCAAAGGGCAGGUGCUCCAGAAACAAAGCCGAGAAUGGGGGUACGCCAGGUCUCCUUAUGCAGACUGUGGGUGCCAUGUCCCAUCUUCUGCUGUUCCGCAGGCCGCCAGGGAAACCCUCCUUGGUGCAGCAGAGCUCCUGAAAUGGAAGCAGCUCAAACACCUAGUGCGGACUCAGCAGACAUGGAGGAUUGGAGAGAGCUUGGUGAGAACAGCGAAGGCCCAGGCUGACUGAGGGCUGCCCCACGUGUCUGGGCUGUGGGCUCUGCAGAUGUGCC